Penaeus monodon (black tiger shrimp) is the source of this 2539-nucleotide messenger RNA. RefSeq names its product nuclear factor related to kappa-B-binding protein-like. Gene Ontology annotation, cellular component: Ino80 complex. NCBI's taxonomy places the organism in Eukaryota, Metazoa, Arthropoda, Malacostraca, Decapoda, Penaeidae. Gene Ontology annotation, molecular function: protease binding. The record is from RefSeq and is a predicted model, not a curated record.
CGAGCUAACCCCAAAAACACAUAUCGCUUCUUUUCUCAUAAGGGAUAUAAUUUGUUCCACUGGAGAACAGCGAAUGACUCGAGCACAGCUUGAGUCCAGCAUAAGAGUCUGGCAGGAGUCUGCCAUUUCACCUCUUAAUGAAUGGUACUCAAAUGUACCAUCUUGGGUCAACAUCCUCCCACUUCCUCUCUUACAAAAGUGGCAGGACAGACCAUCAGCAGAACAGCCAAUCCAGCACUUGCAAAGGCAGUUACAAGUGGCAUCAAAGGUGUUGCUUUGCAACAGUCAGUUCUCCAGUCUACUGUGGCUGGCCCAACACUUGGUCAAGAGACCGUGUUGGGCACACAACACAUCACAAAUUUGUCGUCAGGGAACAUUGGCCAGGUAAAGCCUCGAGCACCUGUUGUUACACUAACUACCAGGGAAGCAGCAAGACUUCCAGCUCCCUCUGUAUCCCAAGCCAGACCCAGUGCCUCUGCCACCACCACACCAGCCAGCCAGCAGCACACAACUCAGUCUACUCUGGCAUCACAGGUUAGUGGUGUCUCAGGAGGAAAGAUAUCCAACACUGCAACUGUGGUGAAUAUGGCCACCACAGCAGCACAGAAAGCCAAUCUCAUCUCUCUUGGUGGUUUCAAGUUACUACAGGCUACUCCACAACAAGUAGCAGGAAAGAGUAGUGGAUCAAAUAACCCAGUGGUUGUGAAUUCUAUAACGAAACUGCAGACACUCAUGGUCGAUGGCAAAGUGUUGGUACAAGGAGGGAAGGUGGUACAGGCCAUGCCGGGUAGCGUAGGGAUGGGAGGCAACAUGGGAGGGAAGCAGUUUAUCUCAGGUAUUCUUCCCGGACAGCAGGUGGUCACCGUAGAGAACCUUCUCAGCCAGGGUGACAAGACAACACAGCUCCAAGGUGGGGUUGUAACAACAGUAGCAGGAAACAAACUAGCAGGAGGAAAUGUGAUCCAACUGGCAGGAGGAGCAGGUGGUGUCCAGAGGUUGACCCUAGUGUCUCCACAGGGAUCACACCUUCCUCUCAAUGCAGCCAACCAGAGACUUGUUUUGGCUACUAGUUCACAGGCAGGGAAGAUAGAUGGGUCUGGCAAUAAGGCUCAGGUGGUCCAGACCAUCCAGACCUUACAGCCUGGCACUCAUGUGGUGCAAAGCAGCUUUGGGGCUGUCACAACUACAAGCACCACCACAACCACACCCACUACACCCACCAGCACCAGCAACACUACGCAAGUCAUUACCGCACCCAUAACCUCCACGCGCAUGGGAGGCUCCAACACCCAGCCUCGAUUCUUCUCCGUUGGUCAGCAGCAGACUACUAUUUUACAGGGUCUGAAUGUGGCUGGAAAACCAUCAGUCCUCGCCAGUGGUGGAAUCCGUUUAGUUCAGCCUGGUGCCAGUGGCACAGCUGGGACAGCUUCUGUUGUAGCAGGUGGUUCCACAGCUACAGGGAACCUCAUUACAAUAGGUGGCAAGCAAGUGCUGCUCACAUCCAAACCUUUUGCUCAACAAGGACAGCUGCAGCAGGUAAUGCUGACUGGAGGAAAUGUCAAAGCAGGAGCACAGACUGCUCAGGUGACAAGCAGCCAGGGUGCAGUUGUUGUAGCAAGUGGAACAGGAGGGCAGCAGAUUGUUCUUCCUGCAUCUGCCUUACAGGGAUCACACCUAAAUCUGAAGGGUUUGCAAGCGUUCCAGACCUUAAAAGUUAUUCCAGCAUCACAAGUCACUCAGCAGCAAAGAGGAAAGCCUGUGCUAGCAAGAAUAGUGUCUCCAGCAUCAAUACGAGGUACAACUCAAACAGUUCCAUCAGUUUCCACAAGUCAGUCUACAGUCCAUGAUGUGUCGAAGUCCUAGACCUCGCUUUUGAUUACACUUUGUGGUUAAGCUUAACUUAUGCAGGGAAGAGAAGCUGUUAUACAUUUUAGUUACUCAUAUGCAUUGCCAAUUUAUUUAUUUUGCUUUUUUCACAAAUGUCUUCCAUGUAACACUUUCGACAAAUGCUACAAUUCAUCUUGAGUGGAACCUUGUAAAUUAUGUACUUGGCAAGGGGAAGAAUAGUUUUUAAUUAUUUAAAAUUGGUGCAAGGCAAACUUGUUUCAUUUAUUAGUAGUAAUUUCUUAACAAUAAUCAUACACAAUUUUUUUUGUUUUGUUUUACACUAAUCUUACAUAUCUUUGAAAAUGUAGAACAGCUGUAUUUAAUGCAAGAUGGCAAAAAAUCAUUAAGAAGCAAAGUUUAUUGAUGCAAUGCACUUCAGUGUUAUUGUUGUGAGUUGGUCGCAUUUUUCAGGGCACCAGGCAUUUCAUGUUGAUAUUUAUGUAUAAAGGUUUUUCAGAAGUAACGUAAUUGUUUAGUAGUGAAAUGAUACUAUUUGGAAAUGGUAAAAUGUUCUGUGAUAGUCAAACUGACAUUUUGUGAAUGCUGUAAUGGGGAACCAUUUUGCAAGAUAGUGUGAAUGCUUUAUACAUGUGUCUUGAAUCAUGUAUGUGAUGAAAUUAUUGUCAUAAAAUAAAAUACUGUGUAUCACUCA